GUUCUGACAUGUGGAUGUAAUUUCAGAAAAAGGCAGACAGAUGCAGAGAAAUAAAACUCGAGCGCGAGAAAGAGAGUGGGGACAGUUUAAAUCGAGGCUGCAGACCGGUGACGACGAAAGCCGUGAUAACAUAUUCAUAAUCUUGUACACUCCGCUGCAAACGAUGUAAUGGGAAGGCGGACGGAGGAGAAAUGACUGACUCUUUGACGGCGCUUAAGUAGACGCGAACCUAAGAAAAUAAGCUUCCAUCAAUUUGCAUGAACUAACUUUCUGUGGCGGGAUGGGAGCCACGCUGGUCGUGCACACUUUGGGCUUUCUCAUUUGUGGCACCUUGCUGAGUUUCGUCUAUGGUCUGGUUGAUGCUGACGAUGUCCUUACAAAAGAGGAGCAAAUCAAUCUUCUUUUUAACGCCAAGCGGAAAUGUGAACGAACGAUCAAGUCCAAACAUAAAAUCCCUGAGGGUUACUGCCUACCGGAGUGGGACGGCAUCGUCUGCUGGCCCGAGGGAGCUCCUGGAAGAACGGUGUCCACUUCGUGCCCGGUGUACAUCUAUGACUUCAACCACAAAGGACAUGCCUACCGUCAGUGUGACACCAAUGGCUCUUGGGAGCUGGCUGCUAGUAACAACAGGACCUGGGCUAAUUACAGCGAGUGUGCCAAAUUCCUUGCACAUUACAACCAGAACCAAGAGAGGGAGGUUUUUGAUCGGCUUUACCUGAUCUACACAGUGGGCUACUCCAUCUCGCUGGGAUCACUUAUGGUAGCGACGGUCAUCCUCGGAUACUUUCGCCGACUGCACUGCACCAGGAACUACAUCCAUAUGCACCUGUUUGUGUCAUUCAUGCUGAGAGCCGUUAGCAUCUUUGUGAAAGACGUGGUGUUGUACUCAGGCGCCGCGCUGGAGCAAAUGGAACGCAUCACUGUGGAGGAUCUCAAGUCCAUCACCGAAGCACCUCCUGCUAACAAAAACCAGUUUAUCGGCUGUAAGGUGGCUGUGACCCUCUUCUUGUACUUCCUGGCCACUAAUUACUAUUGGAUCCUGGUGGAAGGCCUGUAUCUCCACAGCCUUAUUUUCAUGACCUUCUUCUCAGACAGGAAAUAUCUCUGGGGCUUCACUCUGAUUGGUUGGGGUGUUCCGGCGAUGUUUGUGGCCGUCUGGGCCAGCGUCAGGGCCACACUUGCUGACACUGAGUGUUGGGAUUUAAGCGCAGGAAACUUAAAAUGGAUCGUGCAAAUCCCCAUUCUCACAGCAAUUGUUAUAAAUUUUUUGCUGUUCCUGAAUAUCAUAAGAGUUUUGGCAACAAAACUUAGAGAAACUAAUGCAGGGAGAUGUGACACCAGACAACAGUACAGAAAGCUGUUAAAAUCCACCCUUGUCCUGAUGCCAUUGUUUGGAGUUCACUACAUAGUGUUCAUGGCGAUGCCCUAUACAGAAGUUUCUGGAGUGCCGUGGCAAAUCCAAAUGCAUUAUGAGAUGCUAUUUAACUCUUUCCAGGGAUUCUUUGUUGCAAUCAUAUAUUGCUUCUGCAAUGGAGAGGUCCAAGCUGAAAUCAAGAAGUCAUGGAGUAGAAGGACACUUGCUCUGGACUUCAAGAGGAAAGCUCGUAGCGGCAGUAACACGUACAGCUAUGGACCCAUGGUGUCCCACACCAGCGUGACCAAUGUGACCGCACGAGGCCCCCUGGCCCUGCACCUCACCACCCGCCUGGGGCCCGUCACCAUCAACGGCCAUCGGAACCUUCCAGGUUACGUAAAGAACGGCUCCGUCUCAGAGAACUCCAUCCCGUCCUCGGGCCAGGAGCUUCAUAUACAGGAGGAAGAACCUUCGAAGAACUUCCAAGAAGAAAAAACGACCCCGGUGGUGGAGGAGGAAAGGGAAACAGUCAUGUGACUUUAAAUACAAAUUUCUUGUGUCAUUACAUCAAGUACAUUAAAGGAUGAAAGAGUCCUUUGUUCCUCAGGAUUUUCUCACAAUUUGGGUUGUGGGACCAUCUCAGAUGUGUUGGAGAUAUCAGCAGUGAUAUUUUAAAUGAGCCACAAAGUUUUUCAAGACUGGAACUAAUACAGACACCAGGAAAUCUUAACCAGGCGUGUUUGGAGAAUAAAAACAAAUAAGGUGUUUUGUUUUGAUCAUUUCUGGUGAAUGUCUUCAUAUGUUGCACGCAAGUUUCUGCAUUGUGAUCAAACAUCGCUUUCAGGUUUUCAUCUCACCUCUGUUUAUAUAUACUGUAUAUAUACACAGAUCUGCAGAUUGUGCUCCAGGAUCAAGUCAUGUGAAACAUAUGGCAUUGUGGACAGUGAAUUGUAACUAAGAAUCUCAUAUUAUUUUCAAUACAUUUAAAAGCAAAAAAAAUUUGUGUUUGGCGCAAAUGUCUUUUUUUUGUACUGCAAAUAGAUAGCAUCUCAAAGGGUUGCCAGUAGAGGCACUUUUUUAUUAUGGUAGCAGGAUGUUGUUAGUAGAAUGUGAUAUUUAUGUGUCUCCAGGCCUUGAGCGAUUGUGUCUAGUUUAUCUGCUCGUUGAUCCAUGGAUAUUUCCUUCAUUAGUCUGGCAGGGAAAACAAAUGUUCAUUUGCUCUGAAUCUGUGCAGAUUUAUAUAGGCUUGCAUUAUUGCCAGAGUUCGGUUGGUAAGGAAGUCCAACAUUUUAUGUGUUUUGCUGAGAAAUGUACUGUGUGCUAAGCAUAAAAAUGAUAUUCUGUGUUAAAAUGGUUGAAUUUUCUUGGUCAUUUUCAUUUGAGCAACACUUUAUAAUAACUUUUAAUAAUAAAAUGUAAUUAAAGUUAAUAAUAUUGGUUAACACUAAUGCCCGGUUUUACAGACAAGGCUUAAGGCUAGUCCCAGACUAAAAUGAAUGUCUGAGCUGUCUUAACUAAAAAUAACUUGCUCUCACAUAUUUAAAAAUAUAUCAGUGCAAUUAUUUUGUCUCAAGAUGCACACUAGUAAAAAAAUGAUAGAAGUGAUUUAAAUAUGCAAAUUUAACUAUGGAAUAAUCCUGGUUUAAGCUAUGCCGUCUCUGAAACCGGGCCUAGAUGUUCAAAAAAGUAUUGGUACUUGCUCGUUUAAACUUGCCAUGAUGAUGCAAAAGUGUUGUCACUGGUUGCGUUGCUUGGGUGUUCUGGAUGCUUGAUAACUAUUCUAUUGCAUACUGGCCCAAAUGUAAAGUCUGCUCUAUAUUCAUUCAUGUUUGUUAACAUAAAGUGCUAAAUUUAACAAACCCCAACCCUAAAUAUUUAAAAAUGUUUUUAAGACAUUAAUGAAAGUUAUUAUUAUGUAGCAACCAAUAUACCUCAUUCCUUAUAUUGUUCUCCAUUUUCUUAACUCGCAUAGUUUUAAAAAUACAACAAAAUCCACCAGGAAUUCUAGGAAAUUAGGGUUUUCAUUUAUUAAAGCAGCUUUGUGAUGUGUAUGGUGACCAUUCAAGGAAUUCUUUGAACCCUUUGAAAGCAGUUGUAUUGAUUCCUUCCAUUUAAAUUUCGCACUUUCCCCUGUUAUAAUGAUAUAUAAUUAUAAUAAUAUAAAACCCUUUUGUAUUCUGCACACUUUGAUUUAGUCUCAAAAAGGCAUUUAUUAUACCUACCAUAAUUUCACUGAACUCAUGCCUUCCUCCUUUGCCACUUAUUUCAUAAUAAUGUAUUUCGUGCAUUUACGAGCAGCUGAAAAUUCCCAUUUGCCAAAUCACAAUCAUCUCAUUUUACUGCUAUUUUAACAGGAAGGGUUUUUACCUUGUAUACAUGAUUUAUGAAUAAACCUAUUAUUUAUUUGUAUUAAAUGUAGCGUCAGUAUUAUAGAUGAUCAUCAUGGUUUGUUACGUGACGUUCUGCUGCUUUUUACAUUCUUGUGCAUACAAUAAUAUUGUGGAUAUAUAAAUAGGUCUCAUUGUUUACAAAUCAUGAAAAUGUCCAUCCAGUUAUAUGAGCUAAAUGAAGACGUUUCGUUGCCAUUCUGUAAGUAUGAUGAUUAUGUAAUGAUCCUAUUCAGGAUUGUGAUUUCAUAUGCUGGCCAAUUCAUACAAUGAUUGUUUGACCAUUAACUUGAUGACUGUACAAAUACUAUACUUAUAUUUAGAACUUCGCUUUCAAAUGGAACGUUAAUGUGCUAUUCAAAGCUAUGUUAAUAUAAUCAAAUUCAGUUUUUUUAAGCAUUGGUUUUAAAUGAGCACUUUAAAUUUCAAAGGGUGUUUUUACUUCUGAUCGAUAUGUAAAAAUAUACACAUGUAAUCGGCUUUUGUUUAUGUACAUAACCCAAUCCUGACCUUGAGUUAGAAGACCGAUUAUGCUAAUACUUGUUCAUUUUACCAUUGAACUUGAAGCGUUUUGAUUGGUUUCGUCAAAUAUAAUCUAUUUUCGCACUUUAUACGCCUUGAUACUAGGUCAGGCUGUAUUUUUCCAUCAUUCCCUCAUGUUCUCAGAGAACAGUUCAGUGUUAUUCACAUUUUCGAAAAUUUCCUUAGAAUAUUUUAAUUCAAAUAAUUCAAAUGUUACAUGCUACUUUGUUGUUCAUAUUACCCUUUUUUGUAAGAACAUCAGUAUUGUAUUUAGUGCAGAUA
Molecule: messenger RNA, 4545 nt
Organism: Triplophysa rosa
Lineage: Eukaryota; Metazoa; Chordata; Actinopteri; Cypriniformes; Nemacheilidae
Gene: pth1r
Product: parathyroid hormone 1 receptor
Exons: 13
Coding region: 281-1891 (536 amino acids)
Biological process (GO): intracellular calcium ion homeostasis; adenylate cyclase-activating G protein-coupled receptor signaling pathway; cell surface receptor signaling pathway
Cellular component (GO): plasma membrane
Molecular function (GO): peptide hormone binding; G protein-coupled peptide receptor activity; parathyroid hormone receptor activity
Source: RefSeq, a predicted model, not a curated record